AUGGAUAUCGACGGUCACGACAGUGAGUCGAGUGUAGAUGUGCUCAUCAUUGGGGCUGGUCCAGCUGGGUUGAUGGCCGCGGCGUGGAUGGCGCACUGCGGUGUACACGCUCGCAUCAUUGAUAAGAGAAAUGCAAAAGUCUUUUGCGGACAGGCGGAUGGCCUGAACCCUCGCAGCCAAGAGAUUUUUGAAAGUUUUGGCUUUGUCGACAGGUUCCGCAAAGAAGCCUACUACUUGAAUGAGGUAUGGGCAACCAGUUCACCUGAUGAAAAUGGAGUCAUUCGCCGGGGAGAACGGACCCCAGAUACGCCACCGGGCCUCUCGAGAUUCAUGCACGCCACGCUGCACCAGGGCCGUAUCGAGCGUUUCUUUCUCGACAAUAUCAAAAAAUAUUCCAAGGACACCAUACAAGUCGAGCGGGGAGUCAUGCCCGAGUCUCUGGCAAUUGAAGAGACCAAGGUUCACGACCAAACUGCCUACCCCGUCACGGUUAAGCUGAGGCGUCUCAACGAGGAGGAGUCAACUCCAAAACAGCACGGCGGCGCACAGUUUGCUGACGGGCUGUUCCGGAGCAAUCUCUUUGGUGAGGCAGAUGAGGACGCGCUGCUUCAAAGAUCUUACGAAAGAGCCGGCGAGAGCGAAACUGUGCAUGCCAAGUACGUGAUUGGCUGCGAUGGCGCACGUAGCUGGACGCGGAACGUCCUCGGCUUCGAGCUCCAGGGAGAAUCCAUCGAUGCCAUUUGGGGUGUCAUGGACAUCGUUCCAUUUACAGACUUUCCUGGUAUACGAGAACGGAGCAUGAUCCAGUCGGCGGAAUAUGGAAGCCUCAUGGUCAUCCCUCGCGAAAACAAUUUGGUACGGCUUUAUAUCCAGUUGAUCGAGGUCAAGCUCGAUGCAACCACAGGCCGCGCCGACAAGUCCAAAAUCACCCCAGAGUCCAUCUUUGAUGCUGCCAAGAAGAUACUGCAACCAUACAAGAUUGAGUACGACGUUUGUGAUUGGUGGACUGCCUACCAGAUUGGGCAACGGGUAGGAACACACUUUCAAGCUCACGACCGUGUCUUUCUCGCGGGAGAUGCCGUGCACACUCACUCGCCCAAGGCCGGCCAGGGCAUGAACGUCUCCAUGCAGGACUGCUACAACCUCGGGUGGAAGUUGGCCCUCGUGAUCAAGGGAAUUGCACAGCCGAGUAUCCUGAGCACCUACGAGGCCGAGAGACGGCGCGUGGCGCAAGAGCUCAUUGCCAUUGAUCAUCGCCUGAGCCGGCAGAUUUCAGGGAAGCCCGUCAAAGACUCUGCGGACCCCACGGGUAUCAAUCCAGAUGAUUUCAAGAAAUCCAUGAUAGAAGGGCAUCUGUUCUUCCAAGGUUUGUCCAUCAACUACGGACCCAGCAGUCUCAUUGCCAAGCCCAGCGAGGCCGAUGAACAUGGCAAUGGCGGUGGAAUCGCACAAUCUACCAAGAUUAAUGCCGAAACCUUUGCAAAGCGACAAGCCUUGGCGACUGGUCUCCCCGUCGGCAUGCGUUUCAAUAGUUGCAAGGUCCUUGACCAGAGCGACGGCCGUAUCUGGCACCUUCAAGAGAAACUAAAAUCCGACGGACGCUUCCGCAUCGUCCUCUUUGCCGGCAACAUUCUGGAUCCCGCCCAGAAGCAGCGCGUAGAGCACCUCUGCACCCAGCUGGACGCGCCCAGCAACUUUCUCCGGCGCAUAACCGGCACCGGCAGCAUCGACAGCAUCGUCGAGAUCCUGACUAUUCACUCCGCCAAGCGCCACAGCGUCGAGCUGCUCCGCGACUUUCCGGAUAUCCUGCACCCGUUCAGCAGACAGACGGGCUGGGGCUAUCAUCAGGUCUAUUGCGACGAUGUGAGCGUAUACGAGGGUUUUGGGGACGCAUAUGUCAGCUAUGGAGUGGACAAGGACCGGGGCUGCGUCGUUGUUGUGCGACCGGAUCAGAUUGUGGCGUGGGUGGGCGAACUUGAUGACUUUGAUGACCUCCAGUCGUAUUUUCAAGGCUGUCUGCUCUUGAGCGAUUGA
Pestalotiopsis fici W106-1 is the source of this 2034-nucleotide messenger RNA. RefSeq lists its product as uncharacterized. The record is from RefSeq and is a predicted model, not a curated record. Lineage: Eukaryota; Fungi; Ascomycota; Sordariomycetes; Amphisphaeriales; Sporocadaceae. The transcript has 9 exons. Gene Ontology annotation, molecular function: FAD binding. The coding region runs from base 1 to 2034 and encodes 677 amino acids.